AUGAGGAUCCACUGCAGGGUCGCGGCGAUCGCGCUGUGCCUCGGACUUUUCCUACUUCUGUACUUUUUGGGGGGCAACGGCGCGGACGAGCCGCCGCUCAAAGAAGUUGAGAAGAAGGACGAGCAGUUUCCACCGUCCAGAGUGGCCAAGCAGUCGCGGGGAGAGCCGCAACGAGACGACCGUGCGAACCGAAAAGAACCCCGGAUCCCCAGCCGAGGAGCCAGCGUGAGCGCGAAGCUGAGGCAGAAGAGUGAGCUGGGCCGGUCGAAGGUCACCCGGGCGGAGGACGUUAUGCACCUUGCUGUAGUCGCCUGUGGGAACCGCCUGGAGGAAACGCUCACUAUGGUGAAGUCGGCGCUGCUCUUCAGCAUCAAGAAGAUCAAGUUUCACAUCUUCGCAGAAGAGGAUUUGACGGAGCAGUUUGAGAAAGGGCUGAGCCAGUGGCCGCGGCCUCUCACCUCCAAGUUCCAGUACAGUCUGUACCCGAUCACCUUCUCUGUGGGAAAUGCUGAGGAAUGGAAGAGGCUCUUCAAGCCAUGUGCUGCCCAGAGGCUCUUUCUUCCAGUGAUCCUGAAGGAUGUGGACUCGUUACUGUACGUGGACACCGAUGUGCUCUUUCUCCGGCCUAUGGACGACAUCUGGAAGUUCCUGAAGGCCUUCAACAGCACUCAGCUGGCAGCCAUGGCUCCAGAGCAUGAGAUCCCCAAGAUUGGCUGGUAUAGUCGCUUCGCCAGGCACCCUUUCUAUGGCGUCACUGGGGUCAACUCAGGGGUCAUGCUGAUGAAUCUUACACGGAUUCGGAGCACCUUGUUCAAGAACAGCAUGAUAGCUGGCGGCCUGUCAUGGGAGGACCUGCUUCAUCCGCUUUACCAGAAAUACAAGAAUCACAUCACGUGGGGGGACCAGGACCUCCUCAACAUUAUUUUCCACUACAAUCCAGAAUGCCUGUACACAUUUCCCUGCCAGUGGAACUACAGGCCUGAUCACUGCAUGUACGGCAGUAACUGCAAGGGGGCAGAGGAAGAGGGUGUGUCCAUUCUUCAUGGCAACCGUGGAGUUUACCACGACGACAAGCAGCCAGCCUUCAAAGUUAUAUACGAUGCCAUACGCGAUUAUCCUUUUGGGGAAAACCUGUUCCAGUCCUUGUUUUACCCUCUCCAGACCAAAUUCCUGGACACGGUCAACACGCUGUGCGGCAGAAUUCCUCAGGUGUUCCUCAAACAGAUCGAGAAGACCAUGAAGGCCGUUUUUGAGCAGAAAGUGAUCCGGCAUGCUCGAGCGCCACACAGACAGCGACGCUGAACUGCUCCGAGAGCCGCCUGGGAACGACAAGGUGAAGCGCUGAUUCUCCACCAGAAUGUUUUUAGAAAUGGAAGAUGUGCAAUACCAAGGACUUCUGGUGUGGCCUCCAGACCAGCAUCCUCCGCCUGGAGAGCAUGAAGGAGAGCUUCGUGGAUGGACUGAAGUGGAUUUCAAUGGAAUAAAUGGCAGCUUGACUCAGGAGUUGGUCUCCAAAUAAGAGUACCACUAAAGAAGGGCUCAAAGGAUGAGCAGUAAGACACUCAGUAAGGAUGACAUGACAUGGACCUUGUGGUUGAUUGGUGUAUGUAGAAUCGCCAGAAUGUAUCCGUAAAGUGGAACGAACGGUGGAGAAGAUGAUUUUUUAAAGAAAACCUGUUUCGUCAUACAGUUUGCACACAUUGCAUUUUCAAAGAACCCAAGUACUGAAGAUGUUACGAGAAAAGCCACAUGAGGAGAACUGCUUAGCACACAGUUGGCAGACACAAAGCCAUGUUGAAAAUUCAACUAUGGACCAGUUAACGGGUCAGGCGAGAUCAGUGGACGUUGCUGCUGCACUUGAAUGUGGGUCGUGUUGUCAGACCUGAAGAUCUAGAAUGUUCUUGAAGAAAACGAAUCGUUGUUGUCGGAAGAAAACCUUGUAUCUCCACAAUGGUAACUUUACAGGAGAAGAAUAAAACCUGCUCUGCUUUUAAUGUAAGUCAUUUUAGGUCAUUUCUUUUAGUCUGUUCAUUGUGAAAUUUACAUACAAUGUAAAGGGCAACAGGUAUUUUCAUUCAAAUUGUGUAGAAAAACGGAAAAAAGUCAAAAAUGGAGAUACAAGGUUUUCUUCAGACAACAGCGAAAUGCUUCUCUGUCACUGUAUUCACAGUGAGGUUUUGA
Colossoma macropomum (tambaqui) is the source of this 2181-nucleotide messenger RNA. It is a transcript of the gene gxylt2, whose product is annotated as glucoside xylosyltransferase 2. Gene Ontology annotation, molecular function: UDP-xylosyltransferase activity. The record is from RefSeq and is a predicted model, not a curated record. Gene Ontology annotation, biological process: protein O-linked glycosylation via N-acetylgalactosamine. Bases 1 to 1302 code for a protein of 433 amino acids. Lineage: Eukaryota; Metazoa; Chordata; Actinopteri; Characiformes; Serrasalmidae. The transcript has 7 exons.